Molecule: messenger RNA, 318 nt
Organism: Pygocentrus nattereri (red-bellied piranha)
Lineage: Eukaryota; Metazoa; Chordata; Actinopteri; Characiformes; Serrasalmidae
Product: protein NLRC3-like
Exons: 2
Coding region: 1-318 (105 amino acids)
Source: RefSeq, a predicted model, not a curated record
AUGGAUACUAAAGAAGCAUCUGUGUACUCAGGGGUGUGCACACAGAUCUUUAGAGAGGAAUCUGGGCUGCACCAGAAUAAAGUGUACUGUUUUGUUCAUCUGAGUAUUCAGGAACAACUAGCAGCUCUAUAUGAACACCUUACCUUUCUGAACCAAAUGAAAAAUAGUUGGUUCCCUGGACUUAACAACUUCAUGAGAAAAGAAAUUACUAUCUCAGAUGUACACAAAAGUGCUGUGGAUCAGCUCUUACAGAUUGAGAAUGGACAUUUGGACCUUUUUCUUUGCUUUCUUCCUGGUCUUUCACUGGAGUCCAGUUAG